This is a messenger RNA of Aspergillus pseudonomiae, 1975 nucleotides long. RefSeq names its product cytochrome P450. The coding region runs from base 276 to 1889 and encodes 537 amino acids. NCBI's taxonomy places the organism in Eukaryota, Fungi, Ascomycota, Eurotiomycetes, Eurotiales, Aspergillaceae. The transcript has 3 exons. Gene Ontology annotation, molecular function: iron ion binding; monooxygenase activity; oxidoreductase activity, acting on paired donors, with incorporation or reduction of molecular oxygen. The record is from RefSeq and is a predicted model, not a curated record.
CCUCGCAACCCCUCGAGAUCCUCGAGCUGAUGUGGGGCUCGCAAGCUCUGCUCGAAGAGGAAUCGUCCAGACCUCCAGACUACACUAGCGCAUGCGGGGAAGGCACUUGACUGGUGGGGAAAAUCCUGGCUCAUUUCUGAAGAUCAACAGGUGUGAUGGUAUAGCUGACCUACCUGGAGGAUCCUCGACCGUUAUAAGAAUAACCGGGCGUCCCGGGCUAACGCGCAUGGCUUCCAGAGUUGUGUUUUCGAACCAGAUUCGACACUACCCUCGCCAUGAUUGAAGACUUGCUCCACCAGAUGAUGCCCGGGAAGGCAGCUCUUUGCCUCCUCGGCGUCUUCUUUCUUGCCUGCAUAGUUCGAAAAGUACAGAUAUCAAUGCAGAUUCAACGGCUGGGGGGCAGGGCCCCUAUGGUACAGUUUCGCCUCCCAUACGCCAUGGACUUUAUCUACAAAUCCCUUGCCGCGAACAGAGCCCACCGCGACCUGGAGUUCUUCAGCAACGCAAUCAAGACAGCGAAGGGGCCAUCGCAGAUUAACAAUCCCAAAACCGCCGAGGUUAGCGCAGGCGUCUCGGCUCGAAUCAUCUUCACCCGAGACCCCGAGAACAUCAAGGCCAUCCUCGCGGGCCAGUUCGCAGACUAUGGCAAGGGUGAGCCCUUCCAUAACGACUGGAAAGAGUUCCUGGGCGACAGCAUCUUUGUCACAGACGGUGAGCUGUGGUCGCGCUCACGACAUCUGAUUCGACCGAUGUUUGUGCGCGAGCGGAUCGUGGACACCGAGGUCUUCGAAAAGCAUGUGCAGCACCUUAUCCCCUUCCUGUCAGGACAGGAUUCACCGAUCAGUAGCAAGGUCGUCGAUGUUGGCCCGUUAUUCUUCCGCUACACGCUGGACGCAGCUACCGACUAUCUGCUGGGCCAAGGCACGGACAGUCUCCAGAACCCGACGACGCUGUUUAGCGAAGCAUUCGGCUAUGUGCAGCAUCGCCAGGCCGAUCUAACACGACUCGGUGUCUUCAAGUUCCUGCUCUCACUGAAGGAAUUCCGCCGCAGCCUCAAGAUCAUGGACAACUUCAUCCAACCCUACAUCAGCCGAGUCCUAUCCCUAUCGACCGCCGAACUCGACCAGAAACUGUCCAAACAAGACACAUUCCUGGACUCCCUCGCCCGCUUCACCCGAGACCCAAGAGUCCUCCGAGACCAACUGGUUGCAAUCCUGCUCGCAGGCCGCGACACAACAGCCGGAACGCUCUCCUUCUGUCUCUUCGAACUCGCCCGGAACCCCGAUGUCGUGGCAAAACUGCGACAGGAGAUCGAGUCGCGACUCGGCGUCGGAGCCAAGGGCCAAAAGCCCAGCUACAUCGAUCUCAAGGAGAUGAAGUACCUCAACGCGGUCCUUAAUGAAACUAUGCGUCUGUACCCGGUCGUUCCGUUCAAUGUUCGUCUCGCGCUCCAUGAUACCACCCUGCCCCGUGGCGGUGGUCCGGAUGGGCUCUCUCCGAUCGGUGUUCGUGCUGAUACCCGGGUGAUAUAUUCUACGAUGCUGAUGCAGCGGAACCCGGAGAAUUAUGAUGCUCCUGGCUCGGCUCAGUACGUGGACCCCGAGAAGUUUCAUCCUGACCGCUGGUUGUCUGGCUGGCAGCCUAAGCCGUGGCGGUUUAUCCCCUUCAAUGGGGGCCCGAGGAUCUGUCUGGGUCAGCAGUUUGCGACGAUCGAGAUGGGAUAUACGGUGGUUCGAAUUCUCCAGGCGUUCCGGGAGAUCAAGGCAUACCCGGUUAGUGGGAAGGCGGUCGUGGAGGAUCCUGUUCUUCGGUUUGAAGUCACCUUGAGUCCGGGAUCAGAGUUGAAUUGUCUCUUUGUGCCGGAGGAAGAAGCGGGUGUUACUCAAUGAGCGAGUUUUGUUCGCCUUCUUGAUCUUACGACUGAUGAAAGGUGAAAGGAUCUAAUAUCCCGUACAGUAUAAUGGGUGGUCAUAGG